Molecule: messenger RNA, 2030 nt
Organism: Coregonus clupeaformis (lake whitefish)
Lineage: Eukaryota; Metazoa; Chordata; Actinopteri; Salmoniformes; Salmonidae
Gene: dnaja
Product: DnaJ heat shock protein family (Hsp40) member A
Exons: 8
Coding region: 134-1348 (404 amino acids)
Biological process (GO): response to heat; protein refolding
Cellular component (GO): cytoplasm; cytosol
Molecular function (GO): ATP binding; Hsp70 protein binding
Source: RefSeq, a predicted model, not a curated record
UGGAGCUCCAGAAAGUUCUGGCACAGUCUGCUGCAGUAUAUAAAGAACCAGACAUCUUCCUCCGAGGCAGUAUUCAAGACGGCCGUUUACUGGCACUUACGAACAAAAAGCUACUACAGAUCCUCCCACGAAGAUGGUUAAAGAGACAGGUUUCUAUGACACUUUAGGUGUGAACCCUAAAGCCACACCAGACGAGAUUAAAAAAGCAUACAGAAAACUGGCACUGAAAUACCACCCGGACAAGAACCCGAAUGAAGGAGAGAAGUUCAAGCUGAUAUCUCAGGCCUACGAGGUUCUGUCAGAGCCCAAGAAGAGGGACCUCUACGACAAGGGGGGAGAGCAGGCUAUCAAGGAUGGGGGCAUGGGGGGAGGAGGUUCCCCUAUGGACAUAUUCAACAUGUUCUUUGGAGGCGGAGGCAGAAUGCCUCAGCAGAGGGAUAGGAGAGGGAAGAACGUGGUCCAUCAGCUCUCUGCGACUCUGGAGGAGAUGUACAAUGGAACCCAGAGGAAACUGGCCCUGCAGAAAAACGUCAUCUGUGAAAAAUGUGAAGGUUACGGCGGUAAGAAGGGCACCCUGCAGACGUGUGGUUCAUGUAAAGGCAGAGGAGUGGAGAUCAAGGUGCAGCAACUCGGGCCAGGCAUGAUACAGCAGAUCCAGACCAUGUGUGCUGAGUGCCAGGGAGAGGGUGAACGUUUCAACACUAAAGACCGAUGCAAGACCUGCAACGGACACAAAGUAGAACGCAAGAAGAAGAUUCUAGAGGUUCACAUUGACAAAGGUAUGAAGGGGGGUCAGAAGAUAGCAUUCCACGGGGAGGGUGACCAGGAGCCUGGUCUGGAACCAGGUGACGUGGUGAUCGUGUUGGACCAGCAGGACCACCCAGUGUACCAGAGGCAGGAGGAUGACCUGCACAUGAAGAUGAGCAUCAAACUGGUGGAGGCCCUCUGCGGCUUCAAGAAGACAAUCCGUACGCUAGAUGGCAGGGUGCUCAUUAUCACCUCUCCACCAGGGAAAGUAGUGAAGGCCAACGAUGUGAGGUGUGUUCAUAAUGAAGGAAUGCCCAUCCACAGAGACCCUUACGACAGAGGACAGCUCAUCAUUCAUUUCCAGGUGGAGUUCCCAGAUAAACACUGGCUGCCAGAGCACCUCCUCCCCAAGCUGGAGGCCCUCCUCCCCCCCAGAGACGAGCAACUGAUCUCAGACGACAUGGAGGAGGUAGACCUGACGGAGAUGGAUCGCAACUACUCCCAACAGAGGAGCUCCAGCAGUGGAGGAGGGAAACCGAGCUUCGACGAUAUUGACGAUGAGGAGGGGGGCGGCCAGGGCGUGCAGUGCCAGCAGCAGUAGAAUGUAGAAACUCAUGCUGCGCUGAAUGUUUCGUUUGUAGAAUCUAUGUAUACAAAUCACGUCAAACUCAGUUCCUGAAGGACUGGGUUUGACAAAAGCCUUAUUCAUUAGAGUUCAUAGUCCACUGUUCUCAAGCGCUGCACUGAAAUGCCUACUUUCACAGCAAUGUCAUGUUUUAGGCAGUACAUCCAAGCCAUAUCGGUUGUUUUCCUCCAGAUACUAUUCACCACGCCUGUUGUUUACCUGUCUGGAUAUACUGAGGGUCAGGUUAGGAGAAUUAAUGUGGCAGAUUAGGUGUAAUAACCUUUAUUCCCCUAACCUGCUAUGUUAAAGUCAGGGAAAGGGUUAACUACAAAGCGCCAGUUGUCAAAAGCUGUUGUCCCCGACACGACCACUAGAUGGAGCUGUAGGCCAACUCCAUCUAGCCACAAUGGGAGAAACAUAAACGGACCAUCACUCCCAACAUACAUCAGUAUCAUUACACCUGCACUGUUUUUCUCCAUGUGUAGUGGAAGUUGUGUGUGUGUUGUUUUAUUUUAUAUGGAUAUGUUCAUGAGAGUGAUACUAGGAGGUACAGGAAACAGACUUGUUGCUUAGGUUCCAUAACUCACAACGGGAACCCGUAUGCUUUCUAUGAAGGUAAUGUUACUUUCCCAAAUAAAACCUCAAGAAUGCCUUCUCA